UGUUGGGAAAUAUUCAGAAAACUUGUUUGAUAUUCCGCAGGACAAGGUCCGCCACAUAUCCAAACUAGCAUUCAUUAUUUACAUUUCGCUUUGCCUUCGAUAGAGGAGAGCGUAUACUGCUAUAUAUGUCCUUACAUGAUAAUACAAUAGGGUAGAUAUCCCAGACGGAAUAUAAAGUAAAAACGACAGCUUGUCAGUGACGGAAUCCGGAAAAUGUAGCGUGCGGACGACGGUGGUUCUCAUGGAUCUCGCAGAGGGAGGUCGAUGCAAAAUGCCAUUCGGAAGUUCCAUCGUGAAAGGGUUGGGGGAUCACGUCAGGGCUGCUUCAUAGCCUCAACCCGCUUAUUAUCUGCCAGGGGGAAACCGUGUCUCUCCGGGGAUGGAUCUAUCGCGCUCCCUGGACCAUCGGAUACUGGUCUAGCCCUGGCGAUGUGAAGACAGUAGAGGAUAUUAUGCGUCCGUGUGCGUCCUCCACCCUCUGAGAACCCUGUCGACGACCUAUUGUUUUGGGAUGGGAGAUGUCGUGUCUAUGGAGCAGCCCUCGUAGCUAGCUGGGGUGUCCGGCUAGCACGACUUGCAUGUUUUUUUAAAUGUUUUCCUUCGUCUCGGAGAGGUGAUUAUUGAAAGGUUGCCGACCUCCUUCAGUUUCUUGGAACCCUGUCUGUGUUGACAGCAGACACCAUGGGUGAGAACAGCCUGGACGUCGCCAACGUUAAGGUGGCGGUGCGGGUCCGUCCCUUUAACAGGAGGGAACGGGAACUGAACACAAAAUGUGUUGUGGAGAUGGAGAAGAACCAGACGAUCCUUAAUCCUUCCGGAUCCAAUCUGGGGAAAGGAGACUCCAGGAACCAAUCCAAGGUCUUUGCCUAUGAUUACUGUUUCUGGUCCAUGGACGAAACGGACACAGACAAAUUUGCAGGCCAGGAGGUGGUGUUUCAGUGCCUUGGAGAGAGUCUCCUCCACAACGCUUUCCUGGGCUACAACGCUUGCAUCUUUGCAUAUGGACAGACAGGUUCCGGUAAGUCGUACACCAUGAUGGGUUCGGUGGAGAACCCGGGGCUGAUCCCGCGGCUGUGCAGCGCCCUGUUCGACCGCACCCUGAAGGGGAAGAGGGAGGAGGAGAGCUUCACGGUGGAGGUGUCCUACAUGGAGAUCUACAACGAGAGGGUCAGAGACCUGCUGGACCCCAAAGGGAGCAGACAGGCGUUAAGGGUUCGGGAGCAUAAGGUUCUUGGACCUUACGUAGACGGCCUCUCCCGCCUUGCUGUGGCUUGCUACAAGGACAUUGAGUCUCUGAUGUCGGAGGGGAACAAGUCUCGGACGGUCGCCGCCACCAACAUGAACGAGGAGAGCAGUCGCUCCCACGCCGUCUUCAACAUCAUCCUCACGCACACGCUGAUAGACCUGCAUUCCGGGACGAGUGGGGAGAAGGUGAGCAAGCUGAGUUUGGUGGACCUAGCUGGCAGUGAGAGGGCAGCCAAGACCGGAGCCGGUGGAGACCGACUCAAAGAGGGCAGCAACAUAAACAAGUCCCUGACCACAUUAGGCCUGGUGAUUUCAGCAUUGGCUGAACAAGGAGCAGGAAAGAACAAAACCAAAUUUGUCCCCUACAGGGAUUCUGUUCUCACAUGGCUGCUAAAGGACAGCUUGGGCGGCAACAGCCGGACGGCGAUGGUCGCCACGGUGAGCCCGUCGGCCGACAACUACGACGAGACGCUGUCCACGCUGCGCUACGCCGACCGCGCCAAGAGCAUCGUCAACCACGCUGUGGUGAACGAGGACCCCAACGCCCGCAUCAUCCGGGAGCUGCGGGAGGAGGUGGAGAAGCUCCGGGACCAGCUCACCCAGGCCGAGUCUCUGAAGGCUCCGGAUUUGAAGGAUCGUCUGGAGGAAUCUGAGAAGUUGAUCCAGGAGAUGACCGUCACCUGGGAGGAGAAACUACGCAAGACGGAAGAGAUAGCGCAGGAGCGUCAGAGACAGUUGGAGAGCCUGGGGAUCUCUCUUCAGUCCUCUGGGAUCCGAGUGGGAGACGACAAGUGCUUCCUGGUCAACCUGAACGCUGACCCGGCCCUCAAUGAGCUGCUGGUGUACUACCUGAAGGAGCACACAAAGGUGGGCUCAGCAGAUUCCCAGGACAUCCAGCUGUGUGGAAUGGGCAUUCAGGCGGAGCACUGCGUCAUCGUCAUCACCACAGAGUGGGCCGUCGUGCUCACACCUUACCCCAACUCCCGUACGUGUAUCAACGGCUCUCCGGUCACCAAUCCUCAACCGCUUCACCAUGGUGACAGAAUCCUGUGGGGUAACAACCACUUCUUCAGGAUAAACUUGCCCAAGCGGCGUCCCCGUGGGGCUGAGGAAGAGGAGGGCGAGGGCGGUCAGAUGAAGAACAGUGUCAGCAGUGAGCAGCUAGACGCCGACGCAGACUCUGCCAGCGAGGUCUCCAGUGAGGUCAGCUUCUCCUACGAGUUUGCCCAGACGGAGGUGAUGAUGAAGGCCCUAGGAUCCAACGACCCCAUGCAGGCCGUCCUCCAGUCCCUGGAGCGGCAGCACGAGGAGGAGAAGCGCUCGGCCCUGGAGCGCCAGAGGCUCAUGUACGAGCAGGAGCUGCAGCAGCUCCGGCGCCGGCUGCACCCCGACCGGCUGUCGGGCCAGGGAGGAGCCCCCCAGCCCGGGCAGGCCAGCCAGACGGGCCAGUCGGGCCAGGGCCUACAGUCCCACCACCGCAGCCUGGAGAGACUCAGCAUGGGGGGCAUGGCCCACUCCACCAGCGCCCAGAGCCGGCUGAGGCAGUGGAGCGAGGAGAGAGAGGCGGUCCUGACGCGGAGUCUCCGGCGUCUGAGGGAGCAGAUCGUCAGAGCCAACCUGCUCGUCCAGGAGGCUGGCUUCAUCGCCGAGGAGCUGGACAAGCUCACUGAGUACCGGGUCACCCUGCAGAUCCCCACGGACAACCUCAACGCUAACCGCAAGCGGGACGCGGUGCUGAGCGAGCCAGCGGUCCAGGUGAGGAGGAAGGGCCGGGCCAAGCAGAUCUGGACUCUGGAGAAGAUGGAGAACCGCUUGGUGGACAUGAGGGACCUCUACCAGGAGUGGAAGGACUUUGACGACGAUAACUCCGUGAUGUGCUCGUACCUGCGCCGGGCCGACCCCUUCUUCGACGAGCAGGAGAACCACAGCCUGAUCGGCGUGGCCAACGUCUUCCUGUCCUGUCUCUUCUACGACGUCAAGCUGCAGUACGCCGUGCCCAUCAUCAACCAGAAGGGGGAGGUGGCGGGGCGUCUCCACGUGGAGGUGAUCCGGGUCGCGGGCGGGUUCCAGGACAGCGUCGGCGGGGGGGAGGAGGGAGACAGCAGCCCCGACACGGACAACCAGGACCGCAAGCUCGUCUGCAUGCUGAAGAUCCUGCAGGCCACGGGGCUGCCCCAAUACCUCUCCAACUUCGUCUUCUGCCAGUACUCUUUCUGGGACCAGCCGGAGCCCAUCAUUGUGGCCCCUGAGGUGGACACAUCCACAUCGUCCCCUGGGGCCAAAGACCCCCACUGCAUGGUGGUGUUCGACAGCUGCAAGGAGCUGGCUGUGUCGGUGACGGAGGAGUUCAUUGAGUAUCUGACGGAGGGAGCCGUAGCCAUCGAGGUCUACGGCCACAGGCAGGCCGACCCGGCCAGGAACGCAGCCCUCUGGGACCUCAGCAUCAUCCAGGCCAAGACGCGGACACUGAGAGACCGGUGGAGCGAGGUAACACGGCGUCUAGAGCUGUGGGUUCAGAUCCUGGAAAUCAACGAGCAGGGGGAGUUUGUCCCCGUGGAGGUGGUGCCCGCCAAGGAUGUGUGUACAGGCGGCAUCUUCCAGCUCAGACAGGGCCAGUCUCGGCGGAUCCAGGUGGAGGUGUGCUCGGUGCAGGACUCUGGCACCAUGCCCCUGAUCGCUGAGCUGAUCCUGGCCGUGUCUGUUGGGUGCGUUGAGAUCCAGCCCGCAGCCAACGGGGGCUCCCAGCAGUCCCAGGAAGACAUGGACAGCUACCAGGACAGGGAUCUGGAGCGGUUAAGGCGCCAGUGGCUCGCUGCCCUGACCAAGAGACAGGAGUACCUCGACCAACACCUACAGGCCAUCGUCACCAAGCCUGAGAAGUGUGAGGAUGACAUGGAGAGAGAGGCCCAGCUCUUGGAGUGGCGUCUGACCCUGACGGAGGAGAGGAACGCCGUCAUGGUGCCCUUCUCUGGCAGCGGUAUCCCCGGGGCCCCCGCAGAGUGGGUACCCCCUCCCGGGAUGGAAACCCACACCCCUGUCCUCUUCCUGGAGCUGAGCGCUGACGACCUGAGCUCUCAAGACCAGAUGUCUGCCCCAGAGGCUGGCGGUCUAGACGCCACUCUGAAUGGAGAGGACGAGGACGACUUCUUCGACCUGCAGAUCGUCAAACACUACGACGAAGAGGUGAAAGCGGAGGCCUCCUGGGACUCCACGGUCCACGAGUGCCCCCAGCUGAGCCGGGGCGGCGGGGCGUGGCCGGAGCAGCGCGUGUACCUGACACUGCGCGUGGCCGUGCAGCUCAGCCACCCCGCCGAGAUGCAGCUGGUGCUGAGGAAGCGCGUGUGCGUCAGCGUGAACCCCGGGCGCCAGGGCUUCGCCCACAACCUGCUGAAGCGCAUGUCCACGCGGAGCACCAUCCCCGGCUGCGGGGUCACCUUCGAGGUGGUCUCCAACAUCCCCGGGGACCCACUGGGUUCGGAGGACAGGGAGAUGUUGGCUCGUCAGGCCACCGACUCUCAGAACGCAGAGACGUCGGAGAACGAGGCCGCCAUCGAGAAGUACCUGCGCAGUGUUCUGGCAGUGGAGAACAUCCUCACCCUAGAUCGCCUCAGACAGGAGGUAGCAGUGAAGGAGCACCUUGCUGGCAGAGGGAGGGGUAACAGAAGGAGUCUAAGUUCCCCGUCUGUCCACCGGCUGUCUGGAAGCAGACAGGACCUGUCUUCUUCAUGCAUGGUGGACGACAACAAGGGCCGAUGGGAGAGCCAGCAGGAUAUCUUCAUGCCCUCCCAGUUCUACCGGAGUCUUCCUCGGCCGUCUCUGACCCCCUCCCCUCCUCCCCCCGCCCCCACCCCCAGUACAGCCACCUCACCCACCCAGGACCCUGAGCAAGGUCGCUCAGGGCUUGCUGCCUCUUAUCUUUCAGUCAAAGCGCUGGUUCCUCAGAUGCCCAAACUGCUCAAGUCUCUGUUCCCGGUGCGCGACGACAAGAAGGAGCUGAGGCCCUCGCCCAACACUCAGCAGCAUGUAUCUCGAAUCGUGACAUCACCAGGAGGGGACGAGAGAGCCCGGAACGACGCGGCUGGUAAUCUGGGGCAGAGCGUAGCCCCGCCCAAAGACAGGCCGGCCGAGUCUACGGAAGCCCCUCCUCUUCCUGUGCAUGACCCGCAUGAGGCCGAGCCCCCCAGCCCCCUGAGCCAGUCGUCCAGCGGCUACUUUUCCACCAGUGUUUCCAUGGUAACCCUGUCGGAGGCCGUCGCCGGCAGUGACCCCGCCCCCGUCCGUUCCUCCACCCCUUCCCCGCUCCUCCCGCCUGCCGAGGCCCGGGGGCCGAAGGCGUCAGAGACUCCGUUUCCCAUAACCCAACAGCAGCCGCUCCAGGGCCCUGACCGGAACGGUGUUGUGGCCUCUCCCUCUCAGUCUCACACCACGCCUGCCGCCAGCAGCUCAACCAAUCACAGCGGUGAGCACUGCGACAGGCUGGAACUCCAGGUGGAGGACGACGACGACGACGAGCGUUGUCACGACGAGGUGCUCCCCGACUGGCUGACGGAGGGGGCGUUUGUAACGGUGGGGAGCAGUAAGAGUGGGACGGUGCGCUACGUGGGGAGCACAGAGUUUGCUGCUGGAGUCUGGGUGGGGGUGGAGCUAGACACGCCCACAGCCCCCCCUACUCUCCCCACCGCCCCCCUCCCUCCAGGGAAGAACGACGGCACCAUCGGGGGGCGGCAGUACUUCCGCUGCACCCCUGGUUACGGGGUGAUGGUGCGUCCCGACAGGGUGGUCCGGCGGGAGCGCGGCGUCCGCGGCGGGGACAAGCGCCGCGCCACCGCCCCGCCUCCGUCGGCGGAGCUCUGCCCCCCCGCCGCCCACGUUCCCGUGCUCCGCGGCAACAGCAUGUCGACGGGCCGGCGGGGGGAGAACCGCAAGUCGUGGAGCAGCUGAAGGGAGGGGGGGGGG
Gadus chalcogrammus (walleye pollock) is the source of this 6201-nucleotide messenger RNA. It is a transcript of the gene kif13ba, whose product is annotated as kinesin family member 13Ba. The record is from RefSeq and is a predicted model, not a curated record. Gene Ontology annotation, molecular function: microtubule motor activity; ATP binding; microtubule binding. Lineage: Eukaryota; Metazoa; Chordata; Actinopteri; Gadiformes; Gadidae. The transcript has 40 exons. Gene Ontology annotation, cellular component: adherens junction. The coding region runs from base 682 to 6186 and encodes 1834 amino acids. Gene Ontology annotation, biological process: microtubule-based movement; regulation of protein localization.